CCCCUACCUACCCCCUGUGGACCCCGCACUGUCGCCUCUUUCACAUUGUACAUUGGACUGGGAGUUACCGGUAAGGGGCGAUGUAUGCAGCUCGCGAGUACCAAAGAUCGUGUCUGUGUUGUUCCUCUCUCUGUGGCUGUGUGUAAAACAUAGGAGAGCUAUUCCAUUUACUCGUACCAUUUCAGUGUUGCUUGACUUGUCAGCGUGACCGGUUCGGUGUGUACAGUUCGCGGUCUUUAUUUAUCGCGGGAAUGACGACGAAUAUACGAAGUUGUCAGAGCAUAUAGAGUUAUAGUGAUUACGAUUAGCGUUCGUGUAUUUGUGUAACUUAUAAAUUUCGCGUGUAUUUUGAUGUUAAAACGAGUAUUAUGUCGACAAUGCUGCCCAGCAAUAUGAUACGUUUGAUUGGAUUUUUAUUAAUUAUCGCGACGGUCGCCCGGUGUGUGGAAAUUUUAAAGUGUUGUCCUAAUGGCAAAGGCGUAAACGCCGAGAAUAUUUGCGGUGAAAAUGAUGCCUCCGAAUGGCAACCGGUUUUCUAUUCGGAAGACGAGCAGAAACUACUGCUGCCGCCGAAUACGACACCUCAAAAUGUGAUUUUUCGCGAAAACACUUUUCCCUCUUGUAACAGCAACAAUCACUUAUUCGUCUCCAAUUCGUACUAUCCUUUGAUUUUCGACAAAAGCGGUCUACUGGUGGUAACCGGCUACGCUAACCAAGACACCAUGAUGCUGCAGCCAGGUCUCUAUUGCGUUUCGCCAACCGGCGCCAUUAUUUGCGCCGACCAAGAAGUGCUGAAUAAAAAGAAGAAAUUCGAAAAGAAUAUCCACAAGUGUUGCGUCAUCGACUCGGUCUACAGCCAGAAAACCACCAGUUGCGUUACCCAAAAGGUCUCCAAGUCGAAUUUCCUGUCCGAAGACACGGCUAUAUUUAGCGGAUUUCCGCAAUGUCCUUCGCGAGAAGAAUUUUCAAUAUCGGGUCGACUAGACGAAGAUUACUCUCUGAAUACGGACGGUACAUUGAGGACGAAUACCAGUCAAAUAGUGACCAAUUACUGCGUCGAGUAUAUUCUAGAGAAACAGAAUGAAAAAGCUAGCGUUUUCACGUGCGCUCCUUUGCCCAAUGGGCAGGAUGGUGAUCAGGGUGAUAUCAGGUUCACGUUGUAUUCGUCUGGAUUCUUCGUAUCGGUUUUCUUCCUCACGUUGACCCUGAUCUCGACCCUAAUGUUGCCCGGAUCGCAUCACGCUCUGCAUUGGAAAUGCCAAACUCAUUAUAUCGUUUGUCUCAUGAUCGGAGAUUUACUGCUCGGUAUGACGCAGGUACUCGGAGACGUACUCAAGCAGACCAGAUAUUGCACUUUGAAUGCUACCUUAGUCCAUUUCUUCUUCCUGGCGGCGUUUUUCUGGCUAAACACGAUGUGUUUCAAUAUCUGGUGGACGUUCAGGGAUCUACGACCGAGUGUGGAUAAAGGUCAAGAAACCUACAGACUGACGCUGUACAGACUGUACGCGUGGGGUAUUCCGCUUUUCAUCGUCGGUAUUGGGACUGUCAUGGAUCAGAUGCUGACUGAAAAAUAUCCCGCUAUUUUGAGACCGAAAUUUGGCGAAAUCAGGUGUUGGUUUUAUGGAGACGCCGAGUUAUUCGUUUACUUUUUGGGACCGAUUGGAUUCCUUAUGGUAAUCAACCUAUUGCUGUUUGUUGCCACUACCAGGGAAUUGACUUGUGGCCUGUGGAAGAGAGAAGGCGUUAAAUCUUCAACAGAAAGAACGGCCCUAAGUCACAUAUGCCUUAAAUUGGUCAUCGUAAUGGGUAUCACCUGGAUCGUGGAUGUUAUAUCGUGGGCCAUCGGCGGCCCGAUGUACCUCUGGUAUCUGACAGAUUUGGUGAAUGCGUUGCAAGGUGUUUUUAUUUUCAUUGUGGUAGGUUGUCAACCACAAGUUUGGAAUGCAGUCAAGCGAAAAUGGUUCGUAAACGAUUCCUCGUGCAGAAACGUUAUAUCUUCGAAUGCAACACCAUCUGUCAUUAAUGAUCAACCAUCUUCCAAACAAACCGCCGUCGAAACGUUAUGCUGAACAUCGACGAAUCAGAAUCGAUGCGAAUUCUGCUCUUUUAUUCGUCAUUUUUAUACCGGAAUUCUAAUACACGGAUCGGAUACUGCGAAGAAGAGUUCUUCUUGUAUAUGUAAAAAGAGUACUAUAUUUUUUUACCAACCAAACUCUUUUAAUUCUCUCUAGUUCCUAUUUUAAUAUAUUCAGUUCUUUGUAUAAAAUUACUGGUUACCAUACCAAAACCAUCCCAUCGUGUAUAACGCCUUCUCAAGUAGAAAUUCCGGUUCUCCUAUCAUCAAUUUCUUCGAAUCACCCUUUGAAAAUACGUAAAAACUCGAGCCUUUUUCCGGUACGGUAGGUUGAAUUAUUAUUGUUGUGGUUGUGUAUGUGUAUAUGACGUAUAAUUAAGAACUUUCAAUUGUCAAUUCUAGUCAAAACGAUCGUUGUAUAAUUUGUUCUGUUCGAUGCUACGCCGGUCAUUGCGGUAGCUUUUAGAGUGUGUUUCCUUUCGAGAAAAGUGUAGUACUGUUUCAUCGAAUCUCAAGUAUUUUGACGACUUUCCUCCCCCUUCUCCUCGUCUUAUAUUCCUCCUGUUCUUAUAUUGUAUGUACUGUAAGGUACUCAAUGGAUGUGUUGUAACUUCUUAUACAUAUUUUCCUCAUCUUCCUCCAUCAUCAUCGCUUCUCUAAUCAUCGUGAACUACCUACGAAGUGUGCAUUGUCCUGUUGUCGUUUUGUUAUUACUGUUUAUGUGAACGGUUUUUUUUUCGUUUUUUUUUAUUUUUUUUUUAUUUCUUUCUCUCGUCGAUGACUCCGAUAUACACUUAUUCGAUGUGUAAGAGACUGAGAUGUAUGUUUUAAUAGCUCUUUAUUAUGUUGCUUAUACUUAUAAAUGUAGGUAUAGUACCUAUAGACGAUAAUGUAUAACACGAAACGAACGAACGAACGCGAAUAAUGGUACCUUAUAAUACAUAUUAUCUCGUAUGGAAUAUUAUGUUUUUACUUCGAUGUUUAUAUUAAUGCGUGAACGCUGCAGGCUGCAUAGAAUUAAGAGAGCUUACAUACAUUAUGUUGUGAUGUAUAGUGUAUUACAUACAAAUACCUAUGUACAAUGUACAUUGACGUAGGUAGGUACGUUUAAAACAUUCGUUUAGAUUAUCGUAUACAUAAGUGUGUUUCGCAAUACACACCUGGACAUCUGUUUCAAUUUGUAUAAACCUGGGUACUCGUACUCGUACGUAAUGUAAACAAAAUUAGCUUUAUUUGGACCAUUACCAUUCGAUAAAGUUCGUAUCGAUCGAUGAAAAGAUAUCGAAUUUCUGAUUCAUCUCUUUUGAACUGAUAUUUAUAAUCAGGUAGACUAAACAUGAGUGAUAUGAAAACAAUAGUACCAAAAGAAGCUGAUAUAGAUGUUCUAAUUUGCUAUUUAGUAUGCACUUUAAUAAAUUUAAAAAAAAAAAAAAAAAAAAAAAAA
Molecule: messenger RNA, 3518 nt
Organism: Planococcus citri (citrus mealybug)
Lineage: Eukaryota; Metazoa; Arthropoda; Insecta; Hemiptera; Pseudococcidae
Product: probable G-protein coupled receptor Mth-like 1
Exons: 5
Coding region: 369-2069 (566 amino acids)
Biological process (GO): cell surface receptor signaling pathway; G protein-coupled receptor signaling pathway
Cellular component (GO): membrane
Molecular function (GO): G protein-coupled receptor activity
Source: RefSeq, a predicted model, not a curated record